UAAUAAAUUCAAUAUACUUAGGAACACUGUAGUUUUAUUUGUAACUGAACACGAGAUUUUACACAACCCUUAUACAACUUAUCCUAGAUACAAAAUGUAUAUGUGCGAAGUGAGGGGAUUACGGAGGACGACUGGAUCGUUCACCCGUCGUCGCAACACGCGUGCAGUAAAUGCUUUGUUGACAUUACUGUGUCCCUGCAAUACAUGUAGUAAAAAAAGAAAUAAAACCUACUACAAAGCAAUGUCGCAAUAUGCGACAUAAUGCUUAACGUUGAGUGUUCCAACUACAGCAACGCUUCGCACAAUUGAGCACUCUCAAAAGUGAUGCUUUCGUGUGAUGCGUGCAGUGGUACCAACUUAGAGACAGAAAAUUAACAAGUGUUUUUUCUUUAAGUUGGAAUUGAUCGAAAUGUUUUAUUUAUAUGUUAUCGUAAGUAAUAUAAUUUAUUGUUGAAAAAUUAUUAAAGCUUUCGUUUCAUUAAAUAGUUUUUUUAAACAAUCAAAGUUAAUUCAAACUGUUAAAAAAAUAAAUAUAUGUAUGGUUGAAGGUACAAACAUUGACUUUUUUUUUCAACACUGAACUUAGCGCACUCUGCUGGUGCAUUUGAAAACUAAUUCACGUUCCAAUUAAGCAUCAGCAUAAUUCGGCAUUGUGCGGAAAGCAACCAUCUACUCCUUACUUCUCUAACACCUCCCGAUUUUUAAAAAUCGGAUCUGGCAACACUGAUCAUAUAUUUCAAGUUAAAUGCCAGUUUUACGAAAUUAUGCGAAAAUAGAUUUUAUUCUCAAUUUUAUUUAGGAUAUCUAAACAGGCACGACCAAAAUGUUAUUAAAAACAGUGAUAAUAAAAUGCCUCGAUCUCUUGCUUGGAUUCAAACGCCAGUAAACGAAAAAUGUAAAAUCCUACAAUGAGUUCCUCAGCGGUAGUUUGUCGUGAAGUUUUUGAUGAAAACAGCCAGCCUUCUGCAGAAGAAAUCUCAGAAUAUGCACAGCAAUUGGGCAUUGAUCCAGAGAGCGAGAGCCAUCUCCUACCACUCGCUCGUGAUGGCCUCAUGCAAGCAUUACCACCUCCAUGGAAGGCAUAUUAUGAUGAAAAAAUUCAAACACACUACUACUACAAUGAGGAGACUAAAAAGACUCAGUGGGAACAUCCUUUAGAUAAUGUUUAUAGAGAGCUGGUGAAACGUGCCCGUGAUGCUUCCAUGCAGGAUGAUACUUGUGCUUCUGUACAGGAACUGCUUACAUCAGAAGAAAACACCAAGAAUCUCGAACGCGUUGAGACCAAAGUAGAGAGUGAUGAUGACGAUCUCACAACCGACAGCGAAAAUCAAACUGAUAUCAAAGAAAAUGUAUCUGGAACCUUAACAUCUAGCCUAAAGCGCCUAAAUGCCACGAGUAGAUCACCUCUAGCAUCUCUAGGAAGGCUUGAUAAAAAAUUAAGUGAUAUACGAAUAUCACCUUUAAGGCGUAGUGUAGACAGUCCAUCAACAACCAAACCAAAUCUGCUUAGAAAUAUCUCGGACCGUGAUUUGUUGAGUCGUCCCACAUUUGAAAGGCCAAAGCAAUUAUUUAAGCAGCAUUCUGAAAUCAUAGACUUGAAGAUGCAUGUAUUGAACAGCCCUGAAGAAGAGAACUUCAGUCCACUAUUGUCUGCUGCGAAAGUAGAUAAAGGACUACCACUUACUGGUAAAGGAUGUAUGUUUCUUAAGUUGAGUAAAUCAGAUCUGCCUAGCCCUGACACUGAGAAAUCGAAUCCACUGGAGUCGUUGACUAAGAGCGAUCCACCUAAAGGGAUACUGCGGGAGAAGGUUUCAGACACAAUGCAGAGGAAGGCCGAGAAUAUGAUUAUUGGAAGACAGAAACAGGCUACCAGUUUUGAAGAAGAUCGCAAGAGUGUCAGAUUUAAGUUAGAGAACUUACCAGAGCCAACAAUGAGUCCCGGCUCGAACAGUUCGUCCGAACAGAACGAUGGUCAAAGUUCAAUCAUAAGUGCCACACCAGCUGUCUCAUCACCCAUUACACCGUCUUCUCCUGCUAUUCUCAAUCCGAUUGCUAACAUUUCUUCUAUCAAACCUAUUAAUCCAACUUUUAACCCCGUGCCUUCAAUAUUGGCAAUGAAGCCAUUAUCUCCUAUUCCAGUUGCUUCCAAUUCUGUGCCUUCUGUUUCAACGAUGUAUCCUCCGAUAGUGCUUUCGCCUUUAGCUUCUAGGCCUCCUUUGCCACCACGUCCAGCUAGUGAUAGUCCAAGAGAAGUUAAAAGCGCAUCUCUUUCGGAUAAAGAUUCAUUUGAAAGUGAAAAUCGUGGUAUUUCACCUAAGCGGCGUGUACUCAAGCCACCAGUUGGCGUUUAUAUAAAACCAGAUUUAUUCCAAAAGACGUUCCAAAAAAUUUCUGAUCUAGUUCGACCUAGUGAUAUCGAACCUACGCCGAUGACCCUUGAAGAACCGACAUUGGAGAAAGAAGCAAGGCCAAGAUCUCCUAUGAUCCCACAAAAGAGUAAAAUAUCUAUAAAUCUAAUGGAGAGUAUUGAAUCAGAGACAUCAAUUGAUUCCCCAGAUAGAGAAUUUGCUAAUUUAGAUCUCAAUGAUCUUGAUGAUUCCAAUGACCUUCCAAAAGAUGAAAGUAAUAAAACAAAUCAAACAGCAGAUGCACAAGAAAAGCUAAGUUCAAAAGAUAUCGAACUGACCGAAAAUUCAGAGAAAAUAUCAACACAUUCCAAAGAAUCGAUUUGUACGCAAAAUAAAUCGCGAUUGGAUAACGUCACGAUACCUCAAAUUAUAGUUCCUAAUUUAGAUAUUAUUUCCAAACAGAGUAAAGUAGUGCAUUCCGAUUCAGAUGAUUCCAAAAAAUCCUUGGAUGAGGAGGCAAAAACAAGAUCUGUUAGUGUGGAAGUACAUAAAGUUCCUCAGUUAAAGGUAUCCCCAACGCCAAGUUAUGGUUCGGAUAUAAGAUCUCCAAGAGAAUUUAAUAAACAGUGGAGCCCUUUAUCAACAUUUAAGCCUUUAAAUAAAGCCGUGAUAGCCCCCCAAAUAAAGCCUUCAGAUUCUGCUUCAAGCUUAGGAAAGAAUUUGGCAAGUCCUAGACUAGAUGGAGUGAUAUUGUCACAGGGAAAAUCUACAGAUAAUGUUGUAGUCGUAUACCAGUUUGAAACUGCAGAUGAUUCGGCUACAAAGACUAUUAAAUCUCCUCUAAUACCUGACACAGGCAUUAGAGAUAUGUUUGACAGAUCUAAAGGAGACGAAAGAAGAAGACUGGACCUGUCACUGCAGAAAGAGUUAGAAAGUAUGAGAAUGGAAUGGUCUACUAAAGAAAGAAGAAUGAGAGCAGAACUUCAGGAUGAAAUAAGAGAUUCAGAAGAGAGAUUUUUGAUAGAGAAGAGGGUAAGACUGACGGACCUGAAUGAACGCCACAGAAAAGAAUAUGAAGAGGCGUUACAAACUGCGGAGCGUAACCACGUUCAAGCGAUACAGAAUUUGGAAAAAGAUUACGCGGAGAAAUAUUGUCGUGAAGCGGAAUCUUUAGCGAAGCAGCACGAAGAAAAGAUGAAGCGAUUGGAAGAAGAAUACAAGGCGAGACUUUUGGAGCAACAACAGGAGUUGGAAUUUGAAAACGAUCGUAACCUAGCCGAUGUAAGGGAUCAACUUCUGACUGCCCUAAACAGAGAAAGAGCAAGAAUGAUAGAAGAUAACAGAGCAACUAUUGAGACUUUGCGUGAAGAGCACACAGCUAGAGUCACUGAUAUGAGACACGAUUAUCGAGCAGAGGUAGAACGGCUUCGUACUCAACACGCGUGCCAUUUGGAAGAGUUACGCGCUCGGUUGGCAAACGAAAGGGCUGCUUCGGGAAGACAACAAGACGAGAGAGCUCUUGCCGAGAAAUAUAGGUGUCUAAAGGAGAAAUAUGCCAGGCUAAAGCAUGACGUCAAGAUGUCUAUAGAACGUCGUAACAAGAGACGGGAAAUGAGUAUGACCACCGGAUCGGAAACGGAGAAGUCAAACUCUCAUAAAGCAACACAGGAAAGAUGUAAAGAGCUGAACGAGCGUUCAUCUAGCGUGGCCGCUGAGACUGAUCCGUGCAGCGCUCGCGGCAACAACAACGCGCCCGGCAAGUACAACGACAACGAGACCUCGCAAUCCGAACACAAGUCUGUCAACAACAACCACAACAAUUGGACGACGACCAACAAUAAGGUACCAUCAACGGACACAUCACUGGUGUCGACUGCGAAACAUCAACGUCCUCAUAGACAUACAGCUGUCGCGUUUAGGGAACCGCCGCGUCGUAGGCGCGACAGAGAUAGAGAUACCGGUGCUACCACAGAUUGCCAAGAUUCGUCUGACGCAACGACGGCAGAUGAAAAACCAAAAGAAGCUGUUAAUGGCCACGGGCGUCGCAGGUGCUUCACAAGGCUAAAAUCCGCUUCUACAUCUCGUCUCAAUUAUUCACCCAAGCGAGGUGAAGGUUGGUCCAGUCCAUUGGAAUCGUUAAGACAGCAGCUUCGCAAGUUGGACGACCUCGAAGACCAGUUCCCAGAUCUCGCGUGCCAACCUUCCUAUAGUCUCAGAUACCCUUUUGGUGAAAUUGGUUCCGUAGCACCCGCAGACGCACCAGAAUUAGAGUUUGUUCGUCAUCGCGCCCUGGUAGAGAGAGAAGGCAUGAGAAGAGCCCGUGCUGUGCUCAAAAGGAGACGAGCCGCCCUUAGGGAAACUAGGGCUUCGCUUUCCCCCCAUAGGGCUCCAUCGGAAGCGACGACCAGUGACGCGUCCUCCGGUAGCGAAGCAGCUGCGGAAGUUGAGGCGGGAGGUGCUGUAUUAAGAUCUCUUCGUGCUUUACACGCAGACGUUCGCGAUAUAUGGAGGGCAUUAGAUGCUAGGAGACCACAUACAGCUUCGCCAGAAACAAGUUCGUGUAACGCAGCAACAACAUCGCAACCACGAAUGACAUUAUCAGCUCCUGAUCCAAUAACGCAAGAUAAUUCCGACGGAGGCGUCGCGGAAAGAGCUAGGGGACUACGCGCCUGGCUCCAAACUACUCCUUAACAAACGAAAAAACGGCCGUAAGAAAAAUAUAGAUGAAACUCGUAUCGUAGAUGAGGUAGAUAUAGUCUACAAUUCUAAAUAAUUAUGCUAGUCAUUCAUUUUAAAAAUAGCAGUCUUGAAAAGAUGGCAAAUGAUUAAUGAUAAACAACGUAGCUCACGAUUAAUGAUAUAUUGUAUCGCUAGUUAUGUUUCUAUUAAUGAUUGACUUACAUGCCAAUCAUAUUACUAAAUAGCUGGUGAGAAAAAAGGUUCUGCGUAAAUAUGCAUAAAGUAAUUUUAAAUUAAACGGUUAAACCGACGUUAAAAAACCAUACUUGGAUGGAUAUUAAUCAAUUUGAAGGCCAAAUUUGCUAAUGGUGCGAAAAGUAUAAGAAGUGGAAGACUGAACGCACAAAUUAAUGUCGUUUUUAAGUGAGUUGUUUUAAUAAGUGUGUGUUAUAAAAGGACUACGUAGUCCUUAUUAUCACUUAGUUAACAAUGAAUUUCAAAUGAAUUUUAUUGUAAUAACAAUAAUAUAUUGCUAUUAAAUAGUAAUAUAAAACAAAAUGGUUUUUCUCUAGUCAAUUUAGAUUUUAUUGCUAUAUGAUUUUGAAGAUAUAUAAUGAUUAUAAUAUACAACAAAAAGGAAAAAGAAAACUAUUUAUCUGAAGUUAUUGCAGUAAUUUUUUUCGCAGAGAAACAUAGGCAAACUUAAAUUCUGCAUUUCAGAUUAGAAAAAUUCUUAAAGGUCGUGUUUGUUUUAAAAAUAUAUGAAAAAAAAACUUUUUGUACUUACUCAAUGUACAGUCUAGAAAAAUGGCGGUCUACCACUUUUAACGAUUAUCGUUUGAGGUCUAACACUAAAACUUCUUACUGUUAUAUUAUAAAUCUGAAAAUGUGUACUUUAUAUCCUUCACGUGGAAUUAUCAAUUCAUCUAAAUCUAGGUAUAAAUUAUCUGCGAGCUAAUUUCUAACCAAACAGUUAGUCAGCACACUCUGGAACUCACCAAGCGCGUGACGGGGAAAAGUGGUAUUCCAAAGCCAGUUGUUACUCAUAAAAAAGUGCUCAUAAGAAAUUAUAUGUACCAUGGAGGUUAGAGAUAAGGAGAACGAUCGCUGUAGAAAAUAGUGUCCCAGAAAUAUGGACAAAAUAAGUGAGGCGCUGCGAUCGCUAAGUUGUCUGAAUAAAAGCGGGCUAAUUUGAAAUGACCAAUGCCGCGGAGAAAAUCUGUACAAAAUUCAACUAACUUCAUCUACUUGUACUCAUAAACAGCUAACUUCACAGAUACUACUUACCGACGGCAGCGCGGCUGAUGGCUGAAAAAUUAACAAUAAAUUCUACACAUUUUCAGGGCAGGCGGGCUAAUGCUUUAGUACGUAGCGAUCGUUAUCCUUAUCUCUAACCUCCAUGAUAUGUAGAGUACUUCAAACACGAACUUUGACAGAUUCGUAUUCGUAUCGCCAACCUCGGUUUCUAUGAAAAC
Chilo suppressalis (striped riceborer) is the source of this 6502-nucleotide messenger RNA. NCBI's taxonomy places the organism in Eukaryota, Metazoa, Arthropoda, Insecta, Lepidoptera, Crambidae. The record is from the annotation of a GenBank genome assembly.